Molecule: messenger RNA, 529 nt
Organism: Clunio marinus
Lineage: Eukaryota; Metazoa; Arthropoda; Insecta; Diptera; Chironomidae
Source: the annotation of a GenBank genome assembly
UUGAUUCUAAAAAGAUGCAAACAUAGAAAAUUUUCGCUUGAAGUUAUUCUUCUUUCUCGCUAAAGACCUUUUGAAAUAAACUACAUUCACUGAUACAAAAUCAACAUGCAAGGAUUAAAUUUGGCUAGCUUAAAGAAGAAUCCAGCGUUGAUUCCUCUCUACAUUUGUGUUGGAGCUGGAAUGUUUGGAGCAUUUUUCUACACUAUGAGACUCGCAAUCAAAAACCCAGACGUCUCAUGGAGACGCGGUGCAAAUCCAGAACCAAAUGAAGAAUAUCGCACGAAGCAGUAUAAGUUCUACUCUCCAAUUAGAGACUAUUCCAACAUUGACUCACCAGCUCCAAAAUACAAAGAUUAGAAAACUAAAUCUGCUUAAAUUAAUAUCCGCGAAGACAUCUUCAACAUGAGAGAAAUCGAGGAGAGUUUGGAUUAAAUGAUGGAAAAUCGAAAUGUAGUCUUUGUGUGGUUCAAGUAAUAUUAAUGUAAAUAUAAUCGGAAAUCAAAUAAAAGUUCGAUUAAUUGAAAGUUCA